This is a messenger RNA of Paramuricea clavata, 336 nucleotides long. The record is from the annotation of a GenBank genome assembly. Lineage: Eukaryota; Metazoa; Cnidaria; Anthozoa; Malacalcyonacea; Plexauridae.
AUGGCGCUCCUGACAUCAAAGAGACCAAACAUUCAUGUUAUCUGUGCAUUGUCAGCCUAUCAGAUGAUAUACAUGACCAGACGUCGUGGAGCAUUUAAAUCCGAUACUGCCAAGGCUUGGUUGCUAGAAAUGCUGGAAAAUCUCCCUCUUGGAAUUACAGUUGACUCGGUUGUCGUGGUUUGUGACAAUGCCCCUUGUCAUAGUAAGUUUGAAGAAUGUGCGAUUGAGCAGCCUGACUUAACUAUCUGUCGUCUGGGGCCGUAUUCCUCAAUGUCGAAUCCUGUCGAGACCGUAUGGAGUAAAAUGAAAGCAGUGGUUUUUCCAGCGUGUGCUUAA